Molecule: messenger RNA, 330 nt
Organism: Rotaria sp. Silwood2
Lineage: Eukaryota; Metazoa; Rotifera; Eurotatoria; Philodinida; Philodinidae
Source: the annotation of a GenBank genome assembly
AUGGCUACAAGUAGUGAUAUUACUGGUUCGAAAGAAACAAGUGGAUCAUUCAUUUCAUGUGAUUUUGAAAUUUUUGGUACUGUUCAAGGUGUUUUCUUUCGUAAAUAUACUCAAAAACAAGCAACAAAAUUAAAUCUAGUUGGAUGGGUGAAAAAUACGUCACGUGGUACCGUACAAGGUCAUAUAGAAGGACGGAAAGACGAUAUUAAUACAAUGAAAAACUGGCUUCGAACAACCGGUAGUCCAAAAUCCAAAAUCACUAAAGCUGAUUUUUCAAACGAAAAAACAAUUGCACAAUUAAAUGGAAAAUCAUUUAAUGUUAAUAAAUAG